Molecule: messenger RNA, 1784 nt
Organism: Anolis sagrei ordinatus
Lineage: Eukaryota; Metazoa; Chordata; Lepidosauria; Squamata; Anolidae
Source: RefSeq, a predicted model, not a curated record
AACCACUGUUCAGGAGGUUAUAUCUGUGAACCCCUGGCAUCAUAUUUGAAUUAUAAAUGUGAAAGAAUGGCAAGCACUCUACCUCCCAAUCCUAGAUCAGACACAGGGGAGAAGUUACAUCAGUGUAUGGAGUGUGGAAAACAAUUUGAUUGGAAAAGUUCUCUUACUGUACAUGAACGGACCCACACAGGGGAGAAGCCAUAUCAAUGCAUGGAAUGUGGAGAAAGCUUCAGUCAGAGUGGCKAUCUACGUUCCCAUSAAAGGAUCCACACAGGGGAGAAYCCARAUAAAUGCYUGGAAUGUGGAGAAAGCUUCAGUCAGAGUGGCAGUCUAUGGUCCCAUCAAAGGAAGCACACAGGGGAGAAGCCAUAUAAAUGUGUGGAAUGUGGAAAGAGCUUCAGUCACAGUGGCCAUCUAUGUUCCCAUCAAAGGACGCACACAGGGGAGAAGCCAUAUAAAUGCAGGGAAUGUGGAGAAAGCUUCAGUCAGAGUGGCAGUCUAUGGUCCCAUCAAAGGAUCCACACAGGGGAGAAGCCAUAUAAAUGCGUGGAAUGUGGAAAGAGCUUCAGUCACAGUGGCACUCUACGUUCCCAUCAAAGGAAGCACACAGGGGAGAAGCCAUAUAAAUGUGUGGAAUGUGGAAAGAGCUUCAGUGACAGUGGCCAUCUACGGUCACAUCAAAGGAUCCACACAGGGGAGAAGCCACAUAAAUGCGUGGAAUGUGGAGAAAGCUUCAGUCAGAGUGGACAUCUGCGUACCCAUCAAAGGAAGCACACAGGGGAGAAGCCAUAUAAAUGCGUGGAAUGUGGAGAAAGCUUCAGUCGUAGAGAUAGUCUGCGUUUCCAUCAAAGGAAGCACACAGGGGAGAAGCCACAUAAAUGCGUGGAAUGUGGAGAAAGCUUCAGUCGUAGAGAUAAUCUGUGUUCUCAUCAAAGGAAGCACACAGGGGAGAAGCCAUAUAAAUGUAUGGAAUGUGGAGAAAGCUUCAGUCUGAGUGGCAGUCUACGUAGACAUCAAAGGAGUCAUACAGGGGAGAAGCCAUAUAAAUGUAUGGAAUGUGGAAAGAGCUUCAGUGACAGUGGCACUCUACGGUCCCAUCAACGGAUCCACACAGGGGAGAAGCCAUAUAAAUGUAUGGAAUGUGGAAAGAGCUUCAGUGAGAGUGGACAUCUGCGUACCCAUCAAAGGACCCACACAGGGGAGAAACCACAUAAAUGCAUGGAAUGUGGAAAGAGCUUCAGUCACAGUUCGGGUCUGCAUACCCAUCAAAGGAUCCACACAGGGGAGAAGCCACAUAAAUGCAUGGAAUGUGGAAAGAGUUUCAGUCUCAGUGGCACUCUACGGUCCCAUCAACGGAUCCACACAGGGGAGAAGCCAUAUAAAUGCAUGGAAUGUGGAGAAAGCUUCAGUCGCAAUGGCGCUCUUCGUUCCCACCAAAUGACUCACACAGUACAGAAGCCAUAGAAGUGCAUAGAAUGUGGAGAAAGUUUCAGGCAGAGUAACUGUGAAGGAGUCAUUAUUAAACUGCUGCCACCAAUUGUAACGAUGACCGUUUUAAUGCCACCGAAUGCCACCAAUUGUGAAGGUGCACGUGGUAAAGCACCCACUGCCACCUUAUCUAUGAGGGAAGCCGGGCAACGAUCAAUAUCAGCCUAGGAACUAUUUUAUAAAGGGACUGUUUCUGGCUGACUUUAUUAUUGCAGGCUGUUCAACUUAGAAGAAACUGUAUCAGGCAAGGCUUGAGGAAAAAGUAACAAGUUUAUUUUAACAGGAGUAUAACAAUG